This is a messenger RNA of Macrosiphum euphorbiae (potato aphid), 3108 nucleotides long. The record is from the annotation of a GenBank genome assembly. NCBI's taxonomy places the organism in Eukaryota, Metazoa, Arthropoda, Insecta, Hemiptera, Aphididae.
AUGAUGCACAUCAUACAGAUAAACUUACAACGGAGUGCCACCGCCCAGAGCCUUCUGCAGCAGACUUCGGCCGAAAGGAGAGCCCACGUCCUCCUUGUUUCCGAACAAAACUGGAGUCCAGCACGCGACGACAGAUGGACAGUCAGCAACGAUCACUCCUGCGCAGUCGUCCUCACGGCUUCAGCGGACUUCGUCCCCGAAUCGAAAGGGUCCGGUUCGGGCUUCGCCUGGAUCCAGGGACGCGGGCUAAGGAUAUACAGCUGCUACACCUCCCGCAACGUCCCCAAUGAACAGUUCGCAACAUUUCUCGACGAAAUCCACCAGUCCGUGCGGGAGUGCGACGCCCGAACUCACGUGUUGAUCGGCGGCGACUUCAACGCCUGGUCGCAAGAGUGGGGCUCGGCGCGCAACGACCGGAGGGGCGAGCAGCUGGCCGACCUCGCUGCCAGUCUUGGGCUGAGCGUCGAGAACACCGGCGACACGGGCACCUACCGGCGGAUCAAUGCAGAGACGAUCAUCGAUAUCACGUUCUCACGCCUCGUUGCACCCGCCGCCAUACGCGGAUGGAGAGUCCUGGAAGACGUGGAGUCAGCCAGCGAUCACCGCUACAUCGAGUUUACCAUUGACCCGACUCCCGACGUGGACGAUACUGGGGGCAACCAUGCAAUAGGUUGGUCAUUCCGUCAGCUGGACCCAGUCGCUCUAGCCACUCACCUGGCUAACACGGCUCAACCCGACGUCAACGACACUACCACCGCAUCUCAGGCAGCCGAUCAACUGAUCGAAUACCUGGAGGCGGCCUGUAAUUCCUGCAUGCCCCCUAGGGUCCCUCGCAGAGCAGGCAGAAACGAAGCUCACUGGUGGUCAAGGGAUCUGGCCGCGCACCGACAUACCACGAUCAAGCUACGAAGAGCGCUCCAACGGUCCGCUCGGAGGCACGAAAAUCAAGACCUGAUAGACGCCCACCGCUUGGCUUACUCGGAAAAGCGCAAAGAACUACGCAACGCCAUCCGCGACGCCCAGGCCAAGAGCUGGGCCGAGCUGUGCAAAGCCGUCGACGACGACCCUUGGGGCCUACCUUACAGGGUGGUGACCAAGAAGAUCGGCCGCCGCCGCCCUGGCGUCGAAGCGCGCGGCAGGGAGGACUCGAUUGCCAAUCACCUCUUUCCGGAACCUCCAGCAACCGAAUGGUCACUCGAGCAACCUCUGAUCGACGACCCCUGCGAUCCGCAAGCACACCUGUUUACACUCGAUGAGCUGCGAGAAGCGUGCACACGGCUGCCGGCGGGCAAAGCCACGGGUCCAGACGGGAUUCCCAACGAGGUCCUCCUCCGGGUCUCCAAAACCGCCCCACAAGCUCUUCUGAACACCUACAACUGCUGCCUGCUCAGGAACGAAUUUCCUGCACGAUGGAAGACCGCCAGGCUCGUCCUUCUCCACAAGGGACCUGGAAAGCCGAUCCUCGAGCCAUCGAGCUACAGGCCACUAUGCAUGCUCAACUCCGCGGCCAAGCUCCUGGAGCGACUGUUGCUGACGAGACUCAACCUGCACCUCGACUCGACCGGACAAAGGUCCGAGAACCAGUACGGGUUUCGGCAAGGACGAUCCACCGACGACGCAAUCGAUCGCGUAAUCAGCGCAGCCCGGGGAGCCGCAUCGGGCGCAGUCCAACACCGCGACCUGUGCGUAGUCGUAUCCCUCGACGUGCGCAAUGCGUUCAACACCGCCCCGUGGCCUCGGAUCGACGCCGCUCUCCGCGAAAGGCUGGUCCCAUCCCACCUGAACCGCAUGAUACGAUCCUAUCUGGAGAACAGGACCCUCCUCGUCGGAGAGGCACAAACAGCGAGGAGCGUCACGUGCGGGGUCCCACAGGGUUCGGUACUCGGUCCUGCCUUAUGGAACGUGUUCUACGAAGAACUACUUGACACCGACAUGCAACCCGGAGUUCAACUGGUGGCAUUCGCCGACGACGUGGCCGUCAUCGGAACCUCUCGGACCGGAGCAUCCGCAGCAGAACUGUUGAACCCAGCGCUGAGCACCGUCUCGAAUUGGAUGCGCGAAAACGGUCUCACGAUAGCUCCCCAAAAGUCUGAGGCCGUCGUUCUGACCAGGAAAUACAAAUUCGACGACCCCCAACUGUACGUGGAGGGACACGCCAUACCGGUGAAGCCAGUCAUUCGAUAUCUGGGGGUGGAGUUGGACACCCGCCUGUCGUUCACGGCACACAUAGCCACAGCGUCGAGAAAGGCCUCGGAUUCGGCUAAAGCCAUCGGACGUCUGAUGCCCAACGUAGGGGGCCCGACCCAGGCAAAACGGGCUCUGCUGGGGUCUGUGACCAACAGCAAGCUGCUCUACGCGUCCCCAACCUGGGCCAAAGCCGGCAUCAAGACAGCGAAAAAUCGAAACGAGAUGGCCAGGGCGCAGAGGACCACGGCACUCCGCACCAUCAGAGGCUACCGAACGAUCUCCGCCGACGCGUCCUCCGUACUGUCGUGCAUGCUGCCGGCCGACCUCCUCGCCCACGAACGGGCAAGAGUCAAGACCCGUCUAGAAGAUGAGGGAGAAUUAACAUCGACCUCCACUAUAAGGAAAGGAGAAAGAGCAAUCUCUACAUCGUCUUGGCAAUCCAGAUGGGAUCGGGCCGCAGCCGGUCCUGACGCAGUCGGACGCAGAUGGACCCACCGGCUUCUGCCCGACAUCGCACGCUGGAUUGCGAAGCCUGCUAUGAGCCUCACAUACCGCAUGACGCAGGCCCUGUCUGCACACGGUUGUUUCCGCAGCUACCUGCUAAGAUUCAAACGUGCCGUGGACAGCUACUGCGUGUAUUGCAUGAACCCCGAAGACACGGCAGAGCACACCCUCUUCGCUUGCCCCAGGUGGGAGGACGAGCGUGCUGUCCUGACCAGGAUCUUAAGACGCCCACCAGAGCCCGGGGACGUUCAGGAACUCCUGUGUGGACCUAGGGCCGACGAACUACCUGACGAUCUGACAGCCCGGUCAAGGAUCGUAGAACAGGCAAAGACCAACAGACGUGAGUUUAUGGCGAUGGUGGAAAAAAUCAUGUGCUCCAAAGAAGAUGAUGAAAGGGAGGAACAGUUGUACGACUGA